Messenger RNA from Lodderomyces margitis, 3291 nucleotides. RefSeq names its product alpha-mannosidase (gene AMS1). Gene Ontology annotation, cellular component: fungal-type vacuole membrane. Gene Ontology annotation, biological process: mannose metabolic process; oligosaccharide catabolic process. Gene Ontology annotation, molecular function: carbohydrate binding; alpha-mannosidase activity. The coding region runs from base 1 to 3291 and encodes 1096 amino acids. The transcript has a single exon. The record is from RefSeq and is a predicted model, not a curated record. Lineage: Eukaryota; Fungi; Ascomycota; Pichiomycetes; Serinales; Debaryomycetaceae.
AUGGGAUACGAAAAUUUCAAUCACCAGCCCAACUUUAAACCAAUUGAUCACCUUUAUGAAGGUAGAUUACGUCAAUUCACUGACACGGGUGGCCAAUACCCCAACUUGAAUUUACCUAAAUUCUAUGACAUUCAUAGAACUGAGAUUGGCAAUUUGCAAACUUGGAAAGUACCAGACGACAAAGAAGGGCGUACUCAGAGACCUUUGUUUCGUGAUAUCGACUUUGGUGAAGUGUCUUGGGAACAUAUUGGAUUAGGUUACAACUUUGGACCAAGUUGGAAGACUUUUUGGGUCAAGUUUCAUUUGGAUAUUCCUCAAGAUUGGCUCAAAUAUGAAGGAUUGGAAAUUGAGUGGGACUCAAGCUCCGAAGCGUUGAUUUAUGACGCCAAUGGCCGUCCUUUACAAGCUUUUACCGGAGGCGACCGUAACUUGUUUGAAAUUCCCGACAAGUUUAGAAAACCUGGCAAACAAUUAUUUUUCAUUGAAGUUGCUUGUAACGGAAUGUUUGGUAAUGGUGCCGAUGGUGAACCAGACCCCAAUAGAUACUUCCGUUUGAACAAGGCACACUUGGUGGUGCCCAAUUUGGAAGCUAGACGACUCUUUUGGGAUUUUUGGAUUUUGGGAGAUGCAGCAAGAGAAUUCCCUGGAGGAUGGCAAAAGUAUCAAGCAGCUGAUCUUUGCACAAAAAUCAUGAAUGCAUUUGACCCUGAAAAUGUCGAUUCGAUUAAAGAUUGUCGUAAAUUGGCAACUAAAUUGCUUGGUGACAAGAUCAACUCUGAAGAAGUGUUUAAUGACUAUCCCAACAAGACAAAACGUAUUGAUGUGUUUGGUGUGGGUAAUUGUCAUAUUGAUACUGCCUGGGAAUGGCCAUUUGCUGAAACCAAGAGGAAAAUCGUUCGUUCUUGGACAACCCAAUUGAAAAUUGCCGACAAGUACCCAGAAUACGUCUUUGUUGCAUCUCAAAUGCAGCAAUUUAAAUGGUUGAAACAAUCUUAUCCUGAAAUUAUUGAUGAUAUUAAGGAAAAGUUUAAAAGAAAUCAAUUUAUCCCUCUUGGUGGUUCAUGGGUUGAAAAUGAUACCAACUUACCCAAUGGUGAGUCUUUACUUAGACAAUUUAUUUUAGGACAAAGAUUCAGCCAAGCUGAAUUUGGUUUCCGGUCCAAUAUUUUCUGGUUACCUGAUACAUUUGGUUACAGCUCGCAAAUUCCGCAAAUUUGUCAAUUGUCUGGCAUUGAUCGUUUCUUGACGCAAAAGUUAUCUUGGAACAACAUCAAUACCUUCCCCCUCACUACUUUUAACUGGAAAGGUAUCAAUGGGUCACAAGUGUUGGUUCAUAUGCCUCCUGACAACACCUAUACCGCUGCUGCAAACUUUGGCGAUGUUCUGAGAUCACAACAUCAGCACAAGAACUUACGUGACGUACCAACUGGCUUGUUACUUUAUGGUUUCGGUGAUGGUGGAGGAGGCCCCACUCCAGAAAUGAUUGAAAAGUUGAGGAGGUGCAGAGGGUUAAGUAACGAGAGUGGUUUGCUUCCUUCAGUUGCUUUGGAUGUUUCGAUUGAAGACUUUUACGACCAUUUAUUGGAGAAAUCCGAUAAUGGGCGGUCAUUGCCAACUUGGACAGGUGAGAUUUACCUUGAAUUCCAUCGUGGUACUUAUACCGUUCAAGCUCAAGUUAAGAGACUUAUGAGACAAGGGGAAAUCAAGUUGCAUGACUUGGAGUUGGUUGCUGGAUUGGUUAGUCUCAAAAACAAGGACUACCACUAUCCUGCUAAGCAGAUUAAUGAUUUGUGGGAGGACCUUUGUUUGUGUCAAUUCCAUGAUGUUUUGCCCGGUAGUUGUAUCGGUAUGGUUUAUUAUGAAGAAGUGUUUCCCAUGUUAACUAGCUUAUUGGAAAAAGCCGACAAGUUAAUCUUUAAGGCAUUUGAAGCUUCGGGUAAACCUAAGCAUGCAUUGGUCAAUACUUUACCUUGGGAUAGACAUAACGAAAUUGUGGAGGUCGAUGAAGACGAGUCACCAGAUUUGUACAAGGCAUUUAAAAAGGAUGGACGCGUAACCAAGGAGGGCAAGCUUCAAGUCUCUGUUGAUUAUAUUGGAGGAGAGACCAAAAUUAACAAAAAGGUUAAAUACCCCGCCAGUGUCAAAUCUGAUGACGAUGGGUAUGUGUUGUCCAAUGGUUUGUUGGUUGCAAAGAUUUCAUCAACUGGUGUAAUCACUUCGCUUUACGAUACGGUUGCCGAGAGAGAAAUUAUUGACACUACAGCAUCUGCUCAAACUAAGCAAGGCAAUAAGGCCAUUGGAGGUAACCAGUACUUGUUGUUUGACGACGAGCCUCUCAACUUUCCUGCUUGGGAUACCGAGUUGUACUCUUUGGAAAAGUUCAAGUUGUUGGAUUCAGCCAAGAGCAAGAUCUUGUCUAAUGAUGCUUUGGAGUCGUCGAUUGUUGUGACUCAUGAAAUCUCGCCAAACUCGUCUAUUGAAACUGUCAUUUCCUUAGCUGGUACCAAUGAUGAACAUAGCAUCAACAAUUAUGUCAAGUUUUCCUCAACUGUUCAAUGGCACGAGACGUAUAAGUUCUUGAAGGUUCAAUUCCCAACCACCAUCAACACGUCAUUGGAUGCCAGCUAUGAGACUCAAUUUGGAAUCACUAAAAGACCAACACAUUACAACACCACGUGGGAUGUGGCCAAGUUUGAAGUUUGUCACCAUAAAUUUAUGGAUUUGAGUGAGUACAAUUAUGGUGUCUCCAUUUUGAAUAAUAGCAAGUACGGUGGGUCGAUUCACGGUAAUUUGAUUAGAUUGUCCUUGCUUAGAAGUGCAAAAGCCCCCGACAAUAAAGCCGAUAUGGGUGAGCACAAAUUUGAGUAUGCCAUUUACCCACACAGUGGACCCUUGGGUAUCAACACAGUCAAGGCUGGUUACAACUUCAACUAUAAAUUGAUACCAAAGGCAAUGGAUACAUCUUAUUUGCAUGCCAUUAGAUUAAAUACCGAUGACAAGUCUUCGUUGAUCUUGUCUCACAUCAAACGUGGUGAGGAUGAUGUUGAUGUGAGUCAGUAUAACGAGUUGUCAAAGAAUGAAAAAUCCAUUGUUGUUCGAAUUUACGAGUCAUUGGGUGGUGCCAGUAAAGGUGAGUUGGUAAUCGAUGAAAAGCAUUUCAAGGUUGACAAGGUUAUCAAGACCAAUGGGUUAGAAAAUGAGACUGUUGAAGAGUUGGAAGUGAAGAAAGGUGUCGUUGGAAUCAAAUUGAAUGGAUUUGAGAUUGGUACUUUUAAAAUUUUGUUAAAGUAA